Penaeus monodon (black tiger shrimp) is the source of this 1231-nucleotide messenger RNA. RefSeq lists its product as uncharacterized. The record is from RefSeq and is a predicted model, not a curated record. Lineage: Eukaryota; Metazoa; Arthropoda; Malacostraca; Decapoda; Penaeidae.
UUUUAGGGAAAACCCAGGAGAGGACCUAAGAUCCCUGUGGCACUUAACCCGGAUUUGGAUCUCACAAUAUCCUAAUCGCCUGAUUGCCGUAUUUAAGGAUUUCGAGCAUCUCGAGAAAUCAGGGAAUGUUUGUGGCACAUCAAUAGCGCAAAUGAAUGAUGCUAUACUGGAUUACUACACUACAGUCAUCUUACCGACAACAGGGAGAAAUCUUUCAAAGCGAAUGGGACCACCUACCCCAGGAGGUAUGUCUUCAGCGGGAGAGAUGUCUGGAGUCGAAUCCCCGAAAGAAUUCAACACCAGUUUUAUGGAACACCUGAAACGAAGAAGAGGAACCCCAAUGAUCGGAGCGACUAUGGAUUUCAGGUACCAAGAAUGUACUGCACGAAAUAAUAAAAGUAAAAGUGUAAUUUUGGCGACCAAGUAUCAUAAGAAAAUUGUUGAGAACUCGGCCUCACAGUUGAUAAGAUACCUUAAAAGCCUUCAAGAAACAGAUGACGAAAUCGAAAUGAAGUUUUGGGAAGGUCAGUUCCGCAAGUAUAGUUCCAAAAGCAUCUUAAAGAAUGGAGAUAUCCGUCUUUGCCAGUUUGUGAAAUACUGGAACAAGGGUGAAAGUAAAGAACUAUCCUCGGGCACGCUUGAAAGGAAGAGAUACCAGAAACAAACCGAGAGUCAUGAAAGGAGAAAAUAUUCUCACGUUUCCACCCGUCGCAGUAACGAAAGUGAUGAGCUGUCGUCUGAGUCAGAAGUCUCACAAGGUUUACUCAAAAAGCAACUCACGGGCUUGCCCAAGAAGAAUGAUUGGAGCAACAAUACCCACACUGAAGCAACAGCCCGGGACUACCUGAACAAUUCCCACAUUUUUGUUAAACCCAAAGGAAAGGAUAUUAACGGAAACAGUCAUAAUAUAUGCUAUGAGUUACCCCUAACUAAAUGGCCGUAUAUCCCAAAGGACAACAAAGGUCAUUCAUAUGUACCAGAGGGCCUUGAGCAGCCUAGACGUGGCAGUCAGUUGGAGAUCUUUAUAUACAGUUGUUUAUCUAACAUUUCUGAUAAAGUGGAGUAUGAUCGCAAAGAAAAAUAUGUGAAAACUUUACGGACAAAAGUCCUAAAGAAGAGCAUCAGAUCCAUAGAACGACGAGAGAACAAGGAGUGUCAAGAUCCUAUAACAGUCAACGAAAUUAUUGCUAGUCAGGAUAUCACAAAUAGAUGUCGACGAACAACCAGUUAA